This is a messenger RNA of Pungitius pungitius (ninespine stickleback), 3665 nucleotides long. It is a transcript of the gene inhbab, whose product is annotated as inhibin subunit beta Ab. The transcript has 2 exons. The record is from RefSeq and is a predicted model, not a curated record. Gene Ontology annotation, molecular function: cytokine activity; growth factor activity; hormone activity. The coding region runs from base 513 to 1745 and encodes 410 amino acids. Gene Ontology annotation, cellular component: extracellular region. NCBI's taxonomy places the organism in Eukaryota, Metazoa, Chordata, Actinopteri, Perciformes, Gasterosteidae.
AUAUUCUGAGAGACUUUACUCACCCUUUGUGUGAAUCACAGGGAAUACCUCUGCGGAUGGGGGGAGGGAUUAAACAGAGAGAGGUAUAAUUACAGUACCAGAGCAGAGAGGCAGAGCAGAGUGACCCUGCACACAGUGCUCAUUCGGUUCAGACCGCCAAACUCUCAGGACCAGAACCGUCGACAAGCCUUGGGACCAGGUCUGCGGUGCCUCAGAGAUACAAAGCCCGGCCCGAGGGGGGAUCAGAACACCAGUCUCCUGCUCCCCUGUGCGCUCUGCUGACCAUCGGGGGACGGUGAGGAUUUCCAACUUCUUAGGUGUUUUCCGUUGCGUCUCCUGACUCCUCUCGAACAUCGGGUGGAUUCUACUGGACUCUCCUCGGUCUUGGUCCGAGGUCUUGAACUGUUCACCAGCUGCUUCCUGUCUCGGAGCUCAGACCCGCUGUCUCUCACUCAGAGACUCCUCAAAACAGUGCCCGAUAUUGUCUUCUGCUGUGAAACUUUCGGAGCGCCAUGUCCUCCCAGUUUUCGGUGCUCCUCCUGAUGGCGGUCGGCGUUCUUGCCGACGCCUCUCCGACCGCCUCUCCCGCUCCCGGGGUUGACGCGGCGUCCCGACCUCAGGAGGUUGCGCCAUCUCCAGACUGUCCGUCCUGCUCUCUGCUCCAGAUGAGGACGAACUCGUCCUCGCCGGGAGGCCAGAGCGACAUGGUGGAGGCCGUGAAGCGCCACGUUCUCAACAUGCUGCACCUGAGCGCCCGGCCCAACCUGACGCAGCCCGUCCCUCGUGCGGCCCUGCUCAACGCCAUCAAGAAGCUUCACGUCGGCCGCGUGGCCAAAGACGGAAGCGUGGAGAUCCAGGAAACGGGGAGGGGUCCCUGGGCCCAGACACAUCCCGAACCUCCAUCUGAAAUCAUCACCUUUGCAGAGCCAGGAGACCUGGCGAACACGGUGACCUUUGACAUCUCGAAGGAGGGCAGCGGCUCGUCGGUGGUGGAACAGGCGAACGUCUGGAUCUUCCUCAGGGUGUCCGCUGCGAGCCGAGGAAAAGGCAAAGUGACGCUUCGGCUGCUGCAGCUUCCUGAGGCUGAGGAGGAGGAGGAGGAGGAGUGCGUUGCGGAGAAGACGGUGGACGCCCGUCGCAGCGGCUGGCACACGCUCGCCGCCUCGCGCACCGUCCAGUCGCUGCUGGGAGGCGGCAGGAGCUCGCUCGGCCUGCGGGUCUCCUGCCCGCUGUGCGCCGAGGCCGGGGCCUCCCCCGCCCUGGCGCCGGCCGCGGGCGAGCACGCCGGCGGGAGGCGCCAGUCCCACCGGCCGUUCCUCGCGGUGGUCCUGAGGGAGGAGGAGGAGGAGGAGGAGGAGGAAGGGGAGGCGGCGGGUCAGCGGCGGGUCAAACGAGGCCUGGAGUGCGACGGGAAGAUCCGCGUCUGCUGCAAGCGGCAGUUUUACGUGAACUUCAAAGACAUCGGCUGGAGCGACUGGAUUAUCGCGCCGUCCGGUUACCACGCCAACUACUGCGAGGGGGAGUGUCCGAGCCACGUGGCGAGCUUCGGCGGCUCGGCCCUGUCCUUCCAUUCGACGGUCAUCAACCACUAUCGCAUGAGGGGCUACGGCCCGUUCCAGAACACGAAGUCGUGCUGCGUGCCGACGAGGCUGCGGGCCAUGUCGAUGCUUUACUACAACGAGGAGCAGAAGAUCAUCAAGAAGGACAUCCAGGACAUGAUCGUGGACGAGUGCAGUUGCUCAUAAGCACGUAAAAAAAAAAAAAAAAAAAAAAAAAAACAGUUCCUGCUUCCUGCAUUGGUCCAGCGCUUUCCCAGUAAAGACGGAGUAUUUAUGAUUAGUGACGAGCCAUUGUAUUACCUGUGGGGAGAGACUCUUUUCCACAUUGGAACGACAUGAUAAAAAAAUGUGCAACAGCUCCUGCAACGUCUACAUGUCUGUAGAUCUGUCUAAUGUUUUCUAUCCACGCGGUGCAACGGCGUGUGACGCUGUUGAAAUGUGUCAAACCGGCACAUGGAGCCGAAACAUCGUGAACAUCAUGAACAUAAUAUUGUUGUUAAAUAAGUUGACGGUUGGUAGUUCCACACAUGGGACAUAUCAAGACUCAGAAGGAAGCCAAAGACACAGUCGGGGAAGGUUUGAAGGUGUCCGUUACUAAGCGAUGAGAACAUUACCUUGAUGAUGUGGACGUUAACGAGCUUUGAAUGAAUUAACUGCACCAUGUGUCAGUUGACAAGCUCUGAGUAAAUUAACAAAAAAAAAAAGUGAGUUAACGAGCCCUGAUUGAAUUUACUGGACCAUGAGUCAGUUACCAACACUGAUUAAGUCCACUAAACAAUGUGUCGGUUGAGGAGUUGUGAAUGAAUGAACUGCACGAUGUGUGAGCUGUGAAUAAAUGAACUCAUCUGUAAGUCGACGAUCCGUCGCUACACAGCAAAGUUCUUAGAGUUAAUUUUCUGGUGUUGGGCAAAAGGGUCCAUUUGACUCUUACAGAGUCAAGUGUACGAAGGAGUUUGAGUCAUCAUCCAGGUGUCAAGGUCAGGUUCAUUUGCGACACUUAGUAGAGUUAAAUGAACUCUUUGUAAUGUAACUGUACAGCAUCACAUUAAAAAAUGUAAAAAAUGCAACAUAAGUUGCUUUUGAUAAAAGCUUCAGCUAAAUGACGUUGUAUUUAACAAUGAGCAGUUUUUAUUUUGACACUUAUUCCGAGUUAAAUUGUUGAGUGUUGAUUUAACACUGACAAGAUUGGGACAAUAGAAACACCAGCUUAUAGUUAAAAUAGACUCUCAGAGUCAAUUUAACUCACUACCCACACUUGAGUAUUGUUAAAUUUCAACUUAAUGAGAGUUAAAAUGAACUCUCUGUUAAAAUGACAACACUUUAAAAAGUGUUACGUUGACACUGUGGAGUGUGGACCCCAUGGGACACUUUAAAAGUGUUCAAAUGAACUCCAAAUAGUGUUCAUUUGAGUCUGUACAUUUUGCUGUGUAAUUAACAAAAACAUGUAUUUAUUGUAGAACUGUGAGUAAAUCAACUAAUGUGUCAGUUAACGAGCUUUGAGUAAAUUAACAAACCAAUGUGUUGAGAUUACAUCCACAGGUUUCAUUUAGCUGAGGCUUUAAUCCAAAGCAACUUGCAUUAAGUGCCUUCAACCAAGAACCACCCAAGAAAUUAUACUUUCCGAGAAAGGAAGUACAAUUUCUUCAAGAACGCCAAACCACAGAGUGUGCCACGCGCCAUUGUUCGCCGCUGCUGUCCUGAUGUCAUUGGAGAGCUCAUUCCACCAUUUUGAAGCCCAGGCAGAAAACGGGCCGGCACGCCGUCGAGUUGUCUUUGGCUCCCUGCGAGGCAGCAGCAAGCAGACUGAUGCAGAGUGGGGGGAGCGGGUUAGGGACCUACGGUUAGACCGGGUCCUGGAUGUUGAUGUGGACUGGAUCUGUCAAGCACCAGAGUGCCAGUGACGGUAGAAUGGGCGAAUUUAGGCUAAAGACCAGUGGAGCUGCAGAGUCUGGGUGGAAGGUACAACAGCACAUGGCAAGAAAUGAUCAGCCUGAGAAGAGACGCGUUCCUCUGAUGUUGGGCGGCGUGUAUUAACGGACGCUCUGAAGCUCAUUAGCAUCAAUUGUUUGGUGACCUGAAAACCCUCUGCUAAUGUCUUCAUCAGUC